AAAAGGGAACUCUUACGGAGGUCUGGACAAUGGACAAUCUCGAGCCCAGUGCCUUCCCUCUGAGGACAUCUCAUCUGAUGGCUUUCAGGAGAAUCCUAUUAUCAACUUCUCCUGUGGCGUAUACACUUCUCCCAGGAAUCGCACCCAUUUCUUCUCUACUCAGUGGGAUUUAACAACGGUUUUAUUUCAUCACAACGAUCUGGUCCUCCCCUUGAGCCAAUGUCAGUGCACUCAAUAUGUCGGCAGAAAAGGAGCUGAAGAAGCCUAAAAAGAAGAAGCAAGAAACUGAUUCAGCAAAGACCAAAGGUGCCGAUGCCAAACCAAAGAAGCCAAAAGCCAAGAAGACAGAUGACGUCUCAGAAGAAGAAGGAAGCACACCUUCAAAAAAUGGAAAAAAGGUAAAGAAAAAGAAACCUGAAAAGGAUAAAGAGGAAUCCGGAGAAAAAGAGCCAAAGAAGAAACCCAAAAGUGUGCCCAAAAAGAAAAAAAAUUCAGAUGAUGAAGAUGAUGACGCUCAUCAAAAAACAACCAAGAAAAAAGUUACAAAGGAGAUCUCCUCCCCUGUUGCCAAGGACAAGAGGUCAAAGGCCAAAGACAUUAAAAGCGAGCCAGACACCAAGGAAAAGUCUGCCAAGCCAAAAAAGCAGCCUGUUUCUAUGUUUCAGAUAAAUGGGAACAAACCGGAGUUUGUCACCAAAAAGAAAGCUUCCUGGUCUGACAGUGAUGAAAGUGAAUCUGAGAAUAAGCCCAGCAAGCCCACCAAAAAGAAGCCCCCUGCCAGUGCGGGCUCCAUGUUUCAAACUGGAGGAGACAGAGACAAGAGUAGGGACAAGAACAAGGACAAGGACAAAGACAAAGACAAAGACAAAGAUAGAAAAGGGAAGAAGAAGGCAAAAGCUGGUGAUAGUGAUGAUGAGAGCACAGAGACAACCAAGAAGAAGAAGGGCAAAGGCAAAAAAGGCAAAAAGGAGGAGCCACCUCCAUCGCCUGAAAUAGAGUUUGAUGACCUGGAAGAGUUUGUCCUCCAUCCUGCUCCUCAAGGGGUCACCAUCAAAUGUAAAGUCACUCGGGACAAGAGGGGAAUGGACCGAGGCUUCUACCCCACAUACUACCUACACCUGGACAAUGAAAAGAAGACCUUUUUGUUGGCUGGGAGGAAACGUAAGAAAAGCACAACUUCAAACUACUUGAUAUCAAUAGAUGCCACUGAUUUGUCACGGGGUGGUGAAAACUUUGUGGGGAAAUUGAGGUCAAAUCUUGUGGGCACCAAAUUCACUGUGUUUGAUAAUGGUCUGAAUCCUGACCGAGCCCUGAGAGACAUGUCCAAUGCUCGACAAGAACUUGCUGCAAUCAUCUAUGACACGAAUGUUCUCGGUUUCAAAGGCCCAAGGAAGAUGACUGUGAUCAUCCCUGGGAUGGACGAGGACAGCGAGCGAGUGCCAAUCCGGGCCCGCAAUGGUAAUGAUGGACUGCUGAUGCGCUACCAGAACAGGCAUUUGGACAACCUGAUCGAGCUGCACAACAAGACUCCAGUUUGGAAUGAUGACACCGCGUCUUACGUACUCAACUUCAACGGUCGGGUCACACAAGCGUCUGUCAAGAACUUUCAGAUCGUCCACAGCAAAGACAACAGUUACAUAGUGAUGCAGUUUGGAAGAGUGGCUGAUGACAUCUUCACACUAGACUAUAACUACCCCAUGUGCGCUGUGCAAGCCUUUGCCAUCACUCUGUCUUGUUUUGAUGGAAAACUGGCCUGUGAAUAGACUGGGAUUACAGUUGUUGAGCGCAACCAUGAAGAAAAGGACACUAACAAGAAUCUCUCUGUCUCAUAUGCUCAACUUUAUGGAGUCGGUGAACCCCCAGGAUAAGGGCCAGGCUUUUCACUCAUUUUUAUGAAGGCACAAUGACUGAUGAUUAAGUGUCUGCCAGACCUGUGGAAGAACCGGAUGGUUUAACGUGAAGUUGAUCAACAUUAUUGACUGAACCACCAGCAACAUUCAUUUUAAAUACAGAGUAUAUUAUGUCAUGAAGACUACACAACCAUUUAUAAAACUGAUGCUUAAUGGAGCAGCCAUUGUUAUUAUUGGUCUCCUAAACACAACCGAAUACUAUUUGAUUUUUUAUACGAUUGUUGUCCUAAAGCACAAUGAUAUUGGUGUACAUGUGAAAUCGUGUUCGAUUGAUUUACCUCCUCAACAACUGUGUGUUUUGACUUUCUAUUCAUGUGGAAUAUUUUGUUUCACUGAAAAAAAUCUAUCAAUGCUAGUAGUAAAGGAUAACCUUGUAUACGCUUAGUGUAGUGUUCAUAACUAGCAUUAGUAAUUGACAGCAACACUUUGUUUGAGUGGAAAUUUUCAUUUUGUCAUGUUUCAUCAUGCCUUUACUUUAUUUUGCUUUAGCCUUCUUUUCAUGGUG
Messenger RNA from Clupea harengus (Atlantic herring), 2415 nucleotides. RefSeq names its product TUB like protein 1a (gene tulp1a). NCBI's taxonomy places the organism in Eukaryota, Metazoa, Chordata, Actinopteri, Clupeiformes, Clupeidae. The record is from RefSeq and is a predicted model, not a curated record. Gene Ontology annotation, molecular function: actin filament binding. Gene Ontology annotation, biological process: protein localization to cilium. Gene Ontology annotation, cellular component: cilium.